This is a messenger RNA of Elgaria multicarinata webbii, 8045 nucleotides long. RefSeq names its product SUFU negative regulator of hedgehog signaling (gene SUFU). Gene Ontology annotation, molecular function: transcription factor binding. The transcript is spliced from 12 exons. The record is from RefSeq and is a predicted model, not a curated record. Gene Ontology annotation, cellular component: cytoplasm; nucleus. NCBI's taxonomy places the organism in Eukaryota, Metazoa, Chordata, Lepidosauria, Squamata, Anguidae. The coding region runs from base 19 to 1452 and encodes 477 amino acids.
UCCCUGCAGGCUCCCCUCAUGGAGACCGCCCCCGCCGCCCCCGUUCCCCCUGGCCCCGCGGCGGGCCCCUUCCCCCCACUCUUCCCCCCGGGGCUGCACGGCAUCUAUGGCGAAUGCCGGCGACUGUACCCGGAGCAGCCCAACCCCCUGCAGGUCACCGCCAUCCUCAAAUACUGGUUAGGUGGACCUGAUCCUCUGGACUACGUCAGUAUGUACAGGAACUUGGGAAGUCCAACCCAAAAUGUUCCUGAGCAUUGGCACUAUGUAAGCUUUGGAUUAAGCGACUUGUAUGGUGAUAACAGAGUACACGAGUUUACUGGACCAGAUGGGCCAAGUGGUUUUGGAUUUGAACUGACAUUUCGACUUAAGCGUGAAACAGGGGAAUCUGCGCCACCCACAUGGCCAGCAGAGUUAAUGCAAGGGUUAGCCAGAUACGUCUUCCAAUCAGAAAAUACAUUUUGUAGUGGUGACCAUGUAUCGUGGCAUAGUCCAUUGGACAACAGUGAGUCCAGGAUCCAGCAUAUGCUCCUGACUGAAGAUCCACAAAUGCAGCCAGUUCAGACACCAUUUGGGAUUGUUUCUUUUCUUCAGAUUGUUGGGGUAUGCACAGAGGAGCUUCAUGCAGCACAGCAAUGGAAUGGGCAGGGUAUAUUAGAAUUGCUUCGGACUGUUCCUGUAGCAGGAGGCCCAUGGUUAAUAACAGACAUGCGACGGGGAGAGACGAUAUUUGAAAUAGAUCCACACCUGCAACAGGACAGAGUUGAUAAAGGGAUUGAGACAGAUGGCUCAAACCUGAGUGGCGUCAGCGCUAAAUGUGCCUGGGAUGACCUUAGCCGGCCACCAGAGGAUGAUGAAGACAGUAGAAGUAUCUGCAUUGGCACACAUCCUCGAAGAUUGUCUGGGAAAGAUACAGAGCAAAUCCGUGAGACACUGCGAAGGGGACUUGAGAUUAACAGCAAGCCUGUUCUGCCACCAAUUAAUGGUCAGAGACAGAAUGGGCUGAACAAUGACAGAGCACCGAGUCGCAAGGACAGUCUGGAAAGUGAGAGCUCAGCAGCAAUUAUUCCUCAUGAGUUGAUUCGCACAAGACAGCUUGAAAGUGUGCACCUAAAAUUCAACCAAGAAUCAGGAGCAUUAAUUCCUCUUUGUUUAAGGGGCAGAUUAUUACAUGGACGACACUUUACAUACAAAAGUAUUACAGGGGAUACAGCAAUCACUUUUGUAUCGACAGGCGUUGAAGGGGCCUUUGCUACAGAGGAACAUCCAUAUGCAGCACAUGGACCCUGGUUACAAAUCUUGCUGACUGAAGAGUUUGUGGAAAGAAUGCUGGAAGACUUAGAAGAUCUGAACUCUCCAGAAGAAUUCAAACUUCCAAAAGAGUAUAGUUGGCCUGAAAAGAAACUGAAAGUCUCCAUCUUGCCUGAUGCUGUAUUUGACAACCCACUCCAUUAGAGCCAACAGACACCCACAAGCAACAACUUACUGUGUGCUGCCCAGUGACUCAUGGGAUAAUUUAGUGCAGUAAAAGCUGUUCCUGCAAAUAGGAGAUGUUGCUGCAUAACCACUGCAGUCAGAGGAAGGAUUACUCAACAGCAGUCCAGCCAGAACUGAACUCUUCUGGUACACCUGGCUUUCUCUUCUUUCAUCAUUGCUGAACUCUGAAUACCCUGUACGUGAAUGAGUGUGAGAAUGAGACAAAGAGAAAGAAGUAUUUAACUAUGAACAGUAGCUGUAAUAAUUUCCUUAUUUUAGCUGUCUCCAGAACUCCUUACUGCCUUAGCUCAGGGUUUAUGCACUUCAUCUGCCUUUGUUUAAUCACACAUUUUUCUGAUGUAACUUCAAAAUUCAUUUAUUAUCCAGGCUUUUCCUGACCAAAAUUCUUCCUUCAUUGUGAGUUCUGUUACUCUAGAAAGGGUAUGGUAUCUCUCCCUCUGCCCGCUCCAUACUUAAAACUGAAGAAAUACGUUUCAGCUGUGAUAAUUGCACCAGGGACUGAGUUGGCAGGGGAAUCAUGGUCCCAUUGGCUGAGUUGCAGUAAUGUCACAAAAUGGCUGGCCUUCUGGCUCAGAUAAUGAAGUGCUUAAGCUGUCAUUUUAGACUUUAGAAUCUGAAUUCUGAGUUCUAAAGGCACUGUAUUUGAAAGUAAAUCCCUCUCUUGAUUUGCCCUAGAGAACCCACAGCUUAGGUACUAAUUUAGGAACAACAUUGGAUUGGGGGAGUCCUUAAAACUGUGUCAAGUGGGACUUACUGCCAGGUAAGCAUGUGUAGGAUUAUAGGUUUAAAAAUCUCUGUGUUGGGCAAUUGCAUCUGUAUUGAGGUAAUAGGCCAAAACAUCUCUUGAGACAAUAGGCCAAAACAACCCCAGGUAUCUUCAGUGUCUCUUGCUUGGUCACCAAGAAAAGAGGCAAGUAAAUGGGCAAUUAGCACAUAGGCUGUCUUAUUGGGCUCACCCAAUAAAUUGAUGGUUGGGCUUAUUUUCUGUAUUGGUAAACCAGUUCUUCCAUUUUUGUUAACAUUCCUGGUACUGCACCCCUCCUGAAGUUUGCUGUAGGUUUCUGCCAGAUUCCCCUGUCACAGAUUGCAGAGGAAUAGGAUAUGGUCCAUGAGUAAAGACAGGCCUGAGAACCUGUUGUCUUUAAAUAAUCUUAUCUCUCUAGCUCACCACCACCAAGUAAUACUAUCUCUCUAGCUCACCAUCACCAAAAAUGAAAUUGGUCACUGCGAAAGCAAGAAUUUACAUUGUGGAAUUAGCCCCUGCCCAUCACCACCAAGAUGGAAGAAAGUCCACUUCAACUAGGCUCUCAUUCCAAAUGCCACAAAUAUGCAUACAUCUAGAGAUCUUGUUUUCUGAAGAAAUGUUGUCAUGGAUAUGGGAGCUGUGCAGAAAAGCAUUUUUUCCUGAGCUCAGCCAACCAGGUCAAAAGUUUUGAGCCAAGAUUUUAGCUCUGCAAACUCUGCUUUUAAGUAUGAGGAUCCAUCCCAAACUCCAGAUGCUCAACUGUUAUGAUUAAAGUCUGGGGCAGAGCCAUGUUGUACAGAACAAAAGCACAGUUCUUUUUAAUCCUUAAAGGGAAUCCUUCCCAUACAGGUUGCUCAGAAUUGGCAUACAUGCUCUAAAGAGAAGCAGCCAUGUGAUAAUGCCUUGAUUAGAGCAAGUGUAAGUAGUAUAUAAGUUGUGGCAGGCUGUAGCUGGUAAGAAACUAUUUUGUAUUGCCCACAGGCUCCCUGACAGAAUCCUAGGAGUCCCAUCUUUGAUAUUAAGAUUUGAGAUAGCACAGUGGGUUAGUCUGUUCUAAUGUUUAGGGAUUACAAAGAAAAAGGCUUUGGGAGAAACUUAGUUGAUGGUGUUUUGGAAAUGUAGGCUGCUGUUGUGAGCACAGUCCAAAUUUAUGUGCUAAUAUAAGCAGAAUUGACUAUCAAUGCCAAAUUAUUUUAGCAUGGAACACUACAAAGCUGAAACAGACCGAACCAUAGGGUGGUCUUGCAGAAAUACACAGGGAGUCCCUGUUUAUGAGAGAAAUAUUUUAGCAUUCACUUGAAUGUUACUCCCAGAUGCCUUGUAUAUUUUCCCCACCAAAAACAAACAAACAAACCCCCCACUUUAUUAGGCCUAGUUUUCACAAACAGCAGCCGUGGUGGUAAACUUAUUUCUUGACUGUUGUGCUUCAGACUUUAAUGGGGAAUGUAAUGGGUUUUUGCUUGUUUUGUUUUUGCUUCUCUGUGGAAAAAAAAAAGGUUCCCUGCAACAUAAAUCUGGUAUGCCAAGAAAGAAAUUAGGCAAGAGUCCUUCUCCCUGACACCUGAUUUCCUAUGUGUGGAAGUUUUAUAUAUGUAGUAGCCUUUCUAAUCCAACAAUCUGUUCCUACAAUGGCCAACCAGUUGCCUAUGAGAAGCCCACAAACAGGACAUGAAUGCAAUGGCACUGUCCUACUCAUGUUCCAACUAACUGGAAUUCAGAGGCAGGCUGCCUCUGAUACUGGAGGUAACACAUAGCCCUCAUGACUAUGUUGCAUUUAAUCAUGGGAGCCCUUAGGAGUUGUUUUCAGAGACUAAACUACCAAGCUUAUCUACAAUUCAUCUUUGAAUCUUUGUGUAUUCCAUGAUGUAUUCCACUCUCUAUAGGUGAUGUGUCAGUCCAUUUCCCCUGUUGAUAGAGUAAAGAGGGGGUUUCCUGUCUGAAAAAUGAAAGAAGCUAUGGAGAAAUAGGCAAAAUACUGUGAAAUGCUAGAUUGGGAUUUUAAAAACGUGUGGAAUAUCUCAGGAAGGAUCUGUGAGCUAGAGACUUAGACUUCUAUUUGCUAAGGCUCAUGAUGGUUUGUUGCAACAUGUUACAUUCUGUCAAAACCUUUUUAGUGAUUUGUCCAGCAUGAACAUUCCUUUGGAGUGAAAAAUUGGCCCAACGUCUUUAUUUGAAUUUUAAAAUGACUAUUUCAUAUGACUUGCAGAGCAAGAGCAUUCAGAUUUCAUAUCUGCCUGAAACAAUCCACAAAUUACUGCCUUGGUAAAUCAAAGGUAAGGUGCCCUGAUGUAUAUUUGUUUAAUCAGUAACAGUUUAUGGCAGUUACUGCUGGGACCUCUCCUUGUCAGCUCUACAGACGACUUAAUGGAAUGGGGCUUGGUAUCUCCAACUUAUUGUAUAUGAGUAACUUUUCAUAGGCAAACACUCAUACCAUGGUCAGUUAUGCUGACCAUUCCCCCCCCUGAGACAAGGCAGGAAGAGUUUGCUUUGCACUCUCACUCUCCGCUUGCUAGUUACUGAAGUGGUUUACAGGAAACUGGAGCUUUGGCUGCUCUUCAGUUGGUUUGCACCUGCUCCUUAAUCCCUCCAGCACCUGGAGCUGUAAACACCCUUCCUGGGUUGCUGCAACAAUUAUUAACUUUCAGUGCAGCUGUUGCACCAGUCAUGUGCCAGGACAGUACUAACUUAACCACCAGACCAAAUAGUAACAAAAGGGCCAUUCCAGAGGGUUUACUAUCUAAAUACGAAGCAGACAGUAAGUGAGCAUAAUAUAGAGAUGCAAAAGUAGUUUGAGUGAGAAUACUGCUCAGGUAGAAGGCAAGUUAUAAGUAAGAGAAGAGACACUUGAUCCUGCUGCAGGUGUUUGGCCCAACAUGCUAUUUUGCUCAGGAGCUGAGCCCUAUAAAAGCAAUAAACAUUUUUGCAAUACAAAGAGCCUCAGUCUCACUCCCCUAUGCCUCAUUCUCCACCUCCCCCUAAAAUUUGUGGAGAGUCUAAAUCUAAAAACAGGAGCCACUCCACUUGAAAGCACACUCACCCUGUUGUCACACGACAGUCUUGCAAGGGUUGAGCUCAAGGGAGGCGAACGAGUUUUGCCAGUUUGAAGCCAAAGGGGCUGUGCAGAGUGUUGAUUGGCUUGAUGCUUAUGAUGUCGUAAAACACCCUCUGCCUGGAACAGUUUUUCAGCUUCAAAAUAAAUAAUUGGGUUGUUUUAAAAAUAAUAAAUCAAGUGCUGUAUGAUUAUUUAAAUGAAUAAUCCUGCAACAAACAGCACUUCAAGCAUCCAAAUAAAACAAAAGAUGGGCAGCCCACAAGCAUGAAGGGAAGGGCCAAAUUGGGCAGGAAAUUAAUAUUCACUGCAGAGACAGGUAUGUUUGUGACUAAAAGAGCAAAGGUGGGCUCGUCCCAGAGAGGCCAAAAAUUUUAUUGGCUCCCAUUUUUAUGUACAGACCCUCGGACUACAAAACUUCACUUUUUUUUUUCCUGAUGUGUUGAUUUGAACUUGGUCUCUCCACCAAGUCAGAUAAUGGUGAAGCAGAAAUGCCCUAUGCAUAGUGCAGUCUUAUGCAGCAUGUUUUACACUGCACUUUAAUCAUUCACUUCACUUUGCAGAACUGGAAGUGUAAGGCACCUAUAUGGCAACUGAAAGCAUGGGUUUCACAUCUGCAUAGAUGCCAAUGGAGUUCAGUAGUGCUGAAGAGAUUGCUCCAUCAUACUCUUCAUUUUUCCAGUAGCCAUAGAAAACCCACGAACUGUUUUAGAAAUCCCCUUUGCAUAUGAUCCAUAUACAUAAAAGCAAGGGAAGUAAGGGUCAUAGAGCAAAUGUAUUUGCAGAACUGGCUUGAAGCAAAAAAAAUGUGUUAAAUGUUUAAUGUUGCUCACUACCACUACCAUAGUUUAUAGGAAAAUAAAGAAUACCUUCAUAUUCUGGCAGUUCUAAUUUACUAUGGUGUUUCCUUUCCUAUCUUCACUUGCUCUGUUCCUUUCAAAUCUUUUGCUUGGCAUCCAAAAUGUCAAACAGAAUACAAGUCUGUAGCUGAUGUGAGUUUUAAAAGGAUCCCUGGGCUGACCUGCCUCUCAGGCAAUUAACCUAUGAGCAUGAUGCACUUUGAUUCCUCUUCAUUUCAUAUACAGUUCUUUUUUGCUUCUCAAAUUGCUUACAGACCAUAAAGUCAUAAUAAGUGGUACAUUAGCUUUGUAGUAUCAUUACAAGGCUGUCAUAAAGGUGUGCCUUUGCUCCAGCCAGCCUGCCAGCCAGCCAGCUAAUAUGGAGGUUGGAUAAGUAUUUGGAAAAACCCUCUCCAUCUUCCUGCUUUAUGAUUCACUGCUGAAAUUUGAAAUCCCUGAUAGCCAAAUAUCACAAUGAAUGCCAGUGUGGGCUGUAAAUGUUUAAAGAGGACUUCAUCAAGCGAAAUUUAAUUUCAGAAAAUUAAUUUGUUUAAAAGCUCAAACAGGAAUUUGGUUGCCAGCUGACUAUCCUAUUCUCUUCCCCUGCACCUUUUCUCUCUGAUGUUUCCUUUGCUUGUUUCCUAGUGAGGGUGGAAAUCAGCACAGCUACUGUUUUUUUCUUCCCCAGGGCCCUUAUGGCAAAGGUCUGCAUUCAUCUCUGCUCUUCUACAUAAUGGAGAAAGCGGGGGAUGAUAGUGUGAGCCCUGUUGAUGGUAUAUGUUAUAAGUGUGUGGGCCUUGCAGUAAGAGAGGAUGGCCACUGCCAGCCCUGGUUAAUAUUCUGAGGAAACACAGGAAUGUGCAAUUGCCUUACAGGGCCUGUUGGCUCAGGUUUAAGCCGAGUAUCCCUUUCACCAGGUUUCCUUUCAACACCAAACAGAAUCUUAGUUCUGUAUAAAGACUUCAUCUACCUUAAGGAAAGCGAAACCUAUUAAAUUGAUAAAACCAGUGACUUAAUUCAAAAGAUCCUGUGCUCUGUCUGGCUAUUCUAGAGCUGCAGUUUACAACUGAACAGUAUCAAAAUGCCUUCAUUUGGGGACGGGGGUGGGGUGGGGGGAGGUACUCAAAGCUGUGUGCUUCACGUGUGCCCAUCCGCCUUUCUUACCACAUUUAAACUCUCCCUGGGUGGAGAGAUUAAAUGUUCACCACUGGGGUUCAGUUUGAGCAGUUCUGAAUGUUGCUGAAACUGAAAACUGCAAAUAAGAAUUUUAAAAGGAAUAAAUUGAGGUAGUGUCACACUCCAAGUGGAAGAAGGAUCACCUUCUUUUCUUUAAACUGUUUUAUCUCCAUAUGAACCAGAAUUGACUAUUAACACAGGGGGUUGUUAAUUUUUCUAAGGGAUAGAACUCUUGUUUGUUGUUAUUGUAGUUCUAUAUUUUGGGUGGCUGUAGUGCUAGAAAACUCUGAACAAAUUGAAUUGUUUUACCUUUGGAGGAACUAAUCCUUACACCUCCAUUUUUAAUUCUGACUGUUGAGGCUGCUUUGACAAGCUUCAGCUGAGGUGAACCUUUUUGUAGUUCAUCUGUGUGUGUGUGUGUGUGUGUGUGUGUGUGUGUGUGUGUGUGCCUCUACAAAAAUGUUAUGGACACAGCAGACGCUGUCUGAAAAUGGUUUGCCGUUCCUGCAGUGAGAUUUUCAGUACUUUGUAGUAUGCCUUUUUUCUACCAAAAACCCCCCAAUGAAAACCUAAACUAGCAGAGGUUUUUAAAAUAUUUUAUAUUAGUUUCUAAUGUAUAUUCUUACAUUAUCACAGUGCUGGUGUGCUCAUCCGCACAAAACUACUUUUUGUAAUAUUUUUGUGAAUCACGAAGCUUUGUUUCUUUCCUGUGUAUUCAAAGUACAUUAAACUUGUUUGCAUA